AAAGCUUUUCUUUUUCCCUUCCUUUCACCCUUUUCAAAAAGCAAGCUUUCAUCUUUCUCUCUAUCUGUGUGAUACAUGCUUAUUCUCUCUCUCUCUCUCUCGUAAAGCAUUGAUCUGACUGUGACCACUACUUGAAUAACCAAAUUGGAGCAACCCCUUUGCAUCUGAUCCUUCAACCACAAGCCUAGCUACCCAUUUUUCAUCUUCUCAUGAUCUGUUUGUCCUUUUUUUGCUAGCCUUUUCCUUAUUGUCUUCAACUCAAAAUAAAAAAAAAAGAGUAAAAAGAAGGAAGAUUAGGGUUUAGUUUCAUUGUAAAAAGCUCUCAGAAUAUGCUUUGACUUCAAUAAGCCUAAUGGAGGUAAUUGGUUGUGAAAAAUGACGAGGGUGACCCGUGAUUUUGGUGAUACAAUGCAAAAAGAGGCAGUGCCUGCAGUAUCUUCUGAUGUUGUAUUUGCUUCUAGUCGGUUUCCUAAUUACAGAAUUGGAGCUAACAAUCAGAUAAUGGAGACAAAUGAUGACCCUAAAGUACUAUCUAUGAAGGAGGUUGUUGCACGUGAGACUGCACAGCUGUUGGAACAGCAAAAUCGUCUCUCGGUUCGUGACCUUGCCAGCAAAUUUGAGAAGGGCUUGGCCGCGGCUGCUAAGUUGUCUGAAGAGGCUAGGCUUAGAGAGGCAGCAUCGUUGGAAAAACAUGUUCUUUUGAAGAAGCUUAGAGAUGCGCUUGAAUCCUUGAGAGGGCGUGUGGCAGGUAGAAACAAGGAUGAUGUGGAGGAAGCUAUUGCUAUGGUUGAAGCUCUAGCAGUUCAGUUGACACAGAGGGAAGGGGAACUAAUACUAGAGAAGGCAGAGGUUAAGAAGCUUGCAAAUUUUCUUAAGCAGGCUUCUGAAGAUGCUAAGAAACUUGUUGACGAGGAAAGAGCUUUUGCACGUGCUGAAAUAGAUGAUGCCAGAGCAGCAGUUCAGAGAGUGGAAGAGGCACUUCAGGAACAUGAGAGAAUGUCUCAAGCUUCAGGGAAACAGGACCUGGAACAAUUAAUGAAGGAGGUUCAAGAGGCUCGAAGAAUUAAAAUGCUGCAUCAGCCAAGCAAGGUCAUGGAUAUGGAACAUGAACUUCAAGCAUUGAGGGGUCAACUUGCAGAAAAGACUAGACAAUAUCUCCGAAUUCAAAAGGAGCUAGCAAGGACAAAAAAAGGUGGGGAGAGUGUUCCACAUCUAUAUGAGCUUGAAGGGAAUGAAACGUUAGGUUCUUAUUUGCAAAUUCAACCUUGCUCUGAUAAUGUCCCUGAAAUUUCAAAAUGUUCAAUUCAGUGGUAUCGUGUAUCAUCUGACGGUGCCAAAAAAGAACUUAUCUCAGGAGCAACCAAAUUCAUUUAUGCCCCCGAACCUUUUGAUGUUGGGCGCAUAUUGCAAGUUGAUAUUAUUUUAGAGAGCCAGCACAUCACACUUUCAACCUCUGGUCCAAUAGAACCAGCUGCUGGUUUAGGAACCUAUGUAGAGGCACUUGUGCGCAAACAUGACACUGAAUUCAACGUGGUUGUAACUCAGAUGAAUGGUUCACAUCAUCCAACUGAAUCUAUUCAUGUGCUUCAUGUUGGAAAGAUGAGAAUAAAACUCUGUAAAGGAAAGGCAACAAUUGCCAAAGAAUACUAUUCAAGUUCAAUGCAGCUUUGUGGAGUUCGAGGAGGUGGAAAUGCGGCAGCGCAGGCACUAUUUUGGCAGCCAAAGCAAGGGCAUUCUUUUAUAUUAGCUUUUGAAUCAGAGAGAGAAAGGAAUGCAGCCAUCAUGCUUGCAAGAAGAUUUGCAUUUGACUGUAAUAUCAUGCUUGCUGGACCAGAUGAUAGAGCUCCUUUAGGGACAUGAUAAGCCUUCGUACAUCUUUUUUUUUUUUUUUUCUUUCUCCACUGUAAUUAUAUGAAUUUUUCUACCUUGUAUUAUAGGUGUAUCUUAACAGUAAAAUUUGCCUUAUUAUAUUGGUGAUGAUUCAUGCCUUUGGGGGGGGAUUGAAUCAUUCAUAUAAUUUUGUUUCAACAGCACCAAGGCAUUUUUUUAUUUGCCUUUGUGAGACAUAAGUUUUAGAGGUUAAAUUAUAGAAUCCUUGGCUGCCAUAUCCAGUGUAUGAGGUGCUAAUUAGUUGUAUUUGAUAAAAAAGAAACUACUGAUUGCAUUUGUCUAUGGACACUGGCCUCGUGGGCAUGAAAUAUGUGAAUCUUCCUCAUUAUGUAAUAUAAAAGAAUCCAAUGU
Abrus precatorius (Indian licorice) is the source of this 2241-nucleotide messenger RNA. RefSeq names its product stomatal closure-related actin-binding protein 1. NCBI's taxonomy places the organism in Eukaryota, Viridiplantae, Streptophyta, Magnoliopsida, Fabales, Fabaceae. The transcript has 13 exons. Gene Ontology annotation, biological process: regulation of stomatal movement; actin filament organization. Bases 376 to 1860 code for a protein of 494 amino acids. The record is from RefSeq and is a predicted model, not a curated record. Gene Ontology annotation, molecular function: actin binding.